AUGUCGCCUCACGCCACAUGCCCCGAGUCUCGCCAACUGAGGUCAAAGAGAUACCUCGAGGAGUUUGCCAUAACUCGGCAUGCCUUCUUGCCCGAGGAGUCUCCUGCUGUUCUCCUCUCCCAUGCCUACUAUGAUCCUUGGGAGUCCGUUGCCCGCCAACUGCCGCAGCUCAUCGACAGCGGAGGCAUCCGUCAGGCUGUAUCACUGCUACCAGUGCUGUCAACAGACUACCUUGCAUCCGAGUCUGAAUGGCGGAGGGCAUAUUGCCUGCUCGCUUACACAGCACAUGCCCACAUAUGGGGAGGAGACAAGCCUGAAGAGAUCCUGCCGCCCCAAAUAACAGUUCCAUUCCUUGCCGUAUCGUCGCAUCUAGAGGUACCUCCGGUCCUUACAUAUGCCGGUGCCAACCUCUGGAAUUUUUCCAGCACCAGUGACGACUUUACCGACCUUGGGUCCCUGCAGACACUAUUCUCCUUCACGGGUACCGAGUCAGAAGCAUGGUUCCUCCUCAUCAGCGUGGCCAUGGAGGCCAAGGGGGCAGGGAUCAUCGACACCAUGACCGCGGCCAUCAGUGCCGUCAAAACGAGGGACUACGGCAUGAUCAUCCACGCACUAGAGGAGCUACAAGACUGCAUCAGAGGGGUGGGGGUCCUUCUGGAGCGUAUGUAUGAGCGCUGUGAUCCAAUGAUCUUCUAUCAUCGCAUACGGCCCUUUCUAGCAGGAAGCAAGAACAUGGGGGCUGCAGGUCUACCCAGCGGCGUCUUCUACGACGAAGGAGACGGGAAAGGAGAGUGGCUGGAGUACCGUGGUGGGAGCAACGGGCAGAGCUCGCUGAUCCAGUUCUUCGACAUCGUCCUGGGCAUCGACCACAAGGGCCACGGAAACACACAGAGCAGCUUCCAUGCCGAGGUGCGUGAAUACAUGCCCGGUCCGCACAGGAGGUUCCUGCUCCACGUGGCCCGCCUAGGAAGCAUUCGCGAGCUCGCUCUCCUGCCGCCUGUCACGGAAGAGCAGCAUAGGCUCCAGGAGACGUACACAGCCGCCACUGAGGCCCUGAGUGAGUUUCGCGAUAAGCACAUCAAAAUCGUUACGCGGUAUAUUGUACUUCCGUCUAAAAAACCAUGGCAGGGGACGGGGAGGAAGAAUCUUGCCAGUUCGUCGUCGGGGAUGAAGGGCUCGACGAACCUCACUGGGACGGGAGGGACGUCUCUGAUGCCUUUUCUCAAACAUUCGAGGGACGAGACCAAGGCGGCUGGACAGCUGAACUCGUCGGGGUGGUAUUAA
Geosmithia morbida is the source of this 1284-nucleotide messenger RNA. Its product is annotated as indoleamine 2,3-dioxygenase. The record is from RefSeq and is a predicted model, not a curated record. Gene Ontology annotation, molecular function: heme binding; metal ion binding; indoleamine 2,3-dioxygenase activity. The transcript is spliced from 2 exons. Gene Ontology annotation, biological process: 'de novo' NAD+ biosynthetic process from L-tryptophan. Lineage: Eukaryota; Fungi; Ascomycota; Sordariomycetes; Hypocreales; Bionectriaceae. The coding region runs from base 1 to 1284 and encodes 427 amino acids. Gene Ontology annotation, cellular component: cytoplasm.